Molecule: messenger RNA, 504 nt
Organism: Beta vulgaris subsp. vulgaris (sugar beet)
Lineage: Eukaryota; Viridiplantae; Streptophyta; Magnoliopsida; Caryophyllales; Amaranthaceae
Exons: 1
Coding region: 1-504 (167 amino acids)
Source: RefSeq, a predicted model, not a curated record
AUGUGUGUACCACAAGACGAGGAGCUCAAGACGCGAAUUCUAAGGGAAGCUCAUUGUUCGCCGUAUUCUAUACAUCCAGGACGAGAUAAGCUUUAUAAGGUUUUGAAGAAGCCCUUUUGGUGGCCUAGGAUGAAGCAAGAAGUAGCCGACUUUGUGGCAAAAUGUUUAACCUGCCAGAAGGUGAAAAUACAGCAUAUGAAGCCUGGAGGAAAAUUGCAACCGUUGGAAGUGCAGGAUGGAAAUGGGAAUCUAUCUCUAUGGAUUAUUCACGGGAUUACCGAAUACGAGAUCUGGAAAGAAUGCAAUAUGGGUAAUAGUGGAUCGUUGACUAAGACAGAGAUUCGUGGCAAUGAAGGAUACUUGGUCGUUGAAAAGUUGGCUGAUGCUUACUUUAAUGAGGUAGUUAGGCUACAUGGUGUUCCGAAGGACAUCGUUUGGAUAGGGAUUCGAGAUUCUUAUCUAAGUUCUGGAAACAGCUUCAAACAGCCGUGGGUACAUUAUUGA